This is a messenger RNA of Podarcis raffonei (Aeolian wall lizard), 9593 nucleotides long. RefSeq names its product jade family PHD finger 1 (gene JADE1). Gene Ontology annotation, cellular component: histone acetyltransferase complex. The transcript has 11 exons. The record is from RefSeq and is a predicted model, not a curated record. Gene Ontology annotation, biological process: regulation of transcription by RNA polymerase II. The coding region runs from base 3211 to 5916 and encodes 901 amino acids. Lineage: Eukaryota; Metazoa; Chordata; Lepidosauria; Squamata; Lacertidae.
CCAUGAGACAGUAGUUAUUAGGCCUGCACUUAAGAAGCUGCCCUGCAUUGAGUCAGGCUAUUGGUCUCUAUAGCUCUGUACUGUCCAGUGUCUUUGGCGGCUGGCAGCGAGAAGUCAUUCUCAGCCCUAGCUGGGACCUUUUCCUUGUAGGGAGUGUGCUCUGCCACCGAGCAAUGGGCCUUGAAUAUUGCAAGUUGAGAGGUGAUGUUUAGGUUUUUCUUUUAAUAUAAUCAUAUGUAAAUUAUCUUUGUGAAGGUUGGCAACCUACUAAUAUGUUGUGCGUGAGAACUUUUUACUGGAAUUUAGAUAUUUACAAAACAGCUGGAGGUCAGAUAUGUACAGUAGCUGGCUGUUCUGUGAAUGCUAGCUGCAGUAUUUGUUUUUUGUACCACCUGGUUGAAAGGGCUUAACAAUCCUUUUGAAAAUGGAGCUGUUCAUCAGUAGAAUGUUAUGCUUCAGUCUUUCCCAGAAGUGGGACAUAGCUACUCCCUAAAUUUUUGAUACAACUUGCAAUGUUUUGUCUGCCUUUAUCGUUGGUUGCAUCCUGUGCUUAACCAUCUGUGGAUGAGUUAAACAAGGGUUGUAGAUUUCUUUUUUUUUUCACGCUUUAGGUCCAUAGCAUUGAGACACAUUAUUUCGAUUGUAAGAGACUGAAAUGUCUAGCAUACUUUGGACAAAAUCUACUCAGUUUUCUGCCUCUGAUUAACUGUCUUUAGUGAGGUCUUUAUUCAGUUUGUACGAUUUAACCUUAUCUUCCUCUAUAGCUUGUGCAGCACCCAAAUAUUUGAAUAUCCAGACUUUCUGACAAUAAGGAUUUCUAUUUACCUGGAGUUACAUAGUAGCAAGCACAAGUGUAACUAAGAGUUAAAGAUAAUGGGACUAUGAUUGCUUAUAGUGAUGUUUACUCCAUGGGAAAUGGCCCAUGGGUUCUAGUGUGGUUUCUGUCUUAUGAGUCCGGCUUCUCUGUUAAGGGUUUGUAAUCUAAGCAUAUUGCUCUUUUUAAACAUCCAUUACAAUUAGACAUACUUUCUACAUUUCACUUGGCUAGAUGUCUGUGUUGUAAAUGCCAGUGGAGCAGCUUAUUAGAAGUUGCUGUUCGUAUGACAUCUAAUCAGUUCAGUGUCUGAGCACCAAACUAGAAGCAAAUCAGCUUGGCAGCUGAUUCCUGAAACUGCACCUGGAAGGCGUGCCUUGGGAUUUUGCCGCUAAUGGCUUGGCCAGCCCACAUUGUCAUUGGAACUGAAACAUGGCAAACUAAGCCUCAUGAGAUUUGAUGCAUGUCCUAGAGUACUUGUCACUUUAAUUCACGCUGAACAUGCUUUGCUUCACUUGUUGUGUCACGUUGUUUCCGCUUUUUUAGCUCCCCGUCAACCCCCUUUCCUGGCCUUUUAGCACUUGGAUACUCACUGGCUAUUUUUAUGUUGUAACUGAGAGUCUGCAUUUAUUGCAUAAUGUAAUGCUUUGGAGCAUCAUCUUUGCUGAAGGGACCUAUUAGGAUAAAGAGUUUUUCACUUCUCGGGGCUUAUUCAUGUAGUCAUUUAAGUGUGCUGAUGUCAGCACACAUUGGACAGAUUUAGUAGGUUUUUGUCAUUUUAACCAGCUUCAUGAAUGUUCCAGCACAUGUCCAGGAUGAGACUAGCCACAGUCUGGUUCUAUUAGCUUUUCAAUUAUUUUUAAGAAAAUGGUUAGUCAUGAUCUAGACAUGUUUUGGAACGUUUAUAAGGCCAGGCUGCUAAGCCAACACAGGUGCUGAUGUUUUCAGUCAUUAUCAGGGAGAGGCUGUGUAAGUACCCUUGCCAAACUCAUUGGUAACCAAAUAAACAUUUAUAAAAUUUGUCUAUAUUCUGACUCCUUCUGAAUGCUGAAAGUGUUGUUCAUGGAUAGGAUGUUGCUACCACAUGUGCUGAAAAGAUCCUUAAGCAGUGUCCUCCUAAAUGUGGAAGUGAGAAACAGAGACCAAAUGUUUUCUUACGUUAUAUAUAUAUUUUUUUAAUUACCCAUGCUUUGGCUUUACAAAUCCCUAUCUUUAUCACUGAUGGCUAUUUCAGUGAAGGAUAGAAACUGGGAAUUCCUGAUAGCUGUCAGAAUAAAUACAGCAAGUGCAGCCAUAAGAAAGAAUAAAUGUGUAGAUGACUUCUCCACUUGCCUUGCUGCUUUGACUUUUUAACAAAUCCUGAAUUGCAAAUCAGAACAACCUAAGGAUUUGGGAGCAGAUCGCACAGCAGCAGUACCGUUACUGAGAGAAGUUUUGAUAUCCUUUUUUCUGUGUCUCAGUGGGGUAGAUUCUUGCAUUGUUCUUUCUGCCAUGAAAUUACUUCUUGCCAUGGGGAGCCACAUGGGACUAAAUUAUGUGAAAGGCUCAACAUGGAUUAGGAUUGUGGCCAGCAUGAACGUAGUGUUGAUAAUUUGCUCAACUUACGUAUCUAUGGUCUUAAUGCAUUAUGAAUUAGCCUCCUACAACACAUCUUCACAUGCACAUCCCCACUCAGGAAAUGUUACCUCAUUGUGAAUCCAGUCUCUGUUUGGUAUACUGUUCAGUUACAGUCUGUGUUUCUGUGUUGUCAUAGGAGCUUAGUGAUUGGCUAGUGUGGGAACAUUUCUAUGCAUACUGCUUGCUCAGUUGAGGGAUGCAGUGACCUUUGUAAUUAGUCUUGCUGUUUUGAUGCCUCCUACGACUGUAAAACCUUUUCAUAAAUGUGCUGUACAAUAUAAAUAUUGGCUAAAUAGGGACAAAGUAUAUGCUCUGUUGCAGUUGCUUUAAAUUUGCUAAUAUCAAAGCCAUAAAAAAGAUCUUACAUCUUCUUGGGGUGAGCUUGGCUUGAGGAUUCCAUCAACAAUGGUGGCCCAGGACGUUUUGCUUCCUGAGGCAAAGGACAGUAUGGUGCCCCAUUCCUAGUCCAUGCCCAGAAGUCAGAUGGGCUAGCAGUUUUAUUUUUCAAAACUGGUGAUUGGACAUUGUCUUCAAUUGUACCUGAAGGCAGGAGGCUAGCUUAGGUGGCGGUACAGGGCAAGCCACAUAAGCCACCCAUCUCUGUCCUCCAAGGUUUUGCUACCACUCCCCAGUAUGUUGCUUAGGGCAGCUGCUGUGCUCUGUCUAAUUGUAGGGACGGCCCCUGUCAAUCAACUUAGAUAUUCUUUUUGGCUGUCCCAUGGGAUGCAUUCUAAACUGAACAUCUUCAGGAUGUUUGCUGCUUUUAUUUAUGCUACUUAAUGGCACUUGCUUUCAUUUGUGAGCUCUUUGAUUCAGGACUUGAUAACUUCUGGUUUCUGUUGCAUUUCUUCACAGGCUGCCUGCUGUUACCCGGGAAGAUCAUGAAACGAGGUCGACUUCCCAGCAGCAGUGAGGAUUCUGAUGACAAUGGCAGCUUGUCAACCUGGUCCCAGCAUUCUAGGUCUCAGCAUCGGAGAAGUUCAUGCUCUAAGCACGAAGAUCGGAAACCAUCAGAGCUGGCACCCAGCAACCUUUCUUCUGGCCAGGAGAUCAGGGAGCUCAGCUGCUGCCACAGUCCCUGCCAGCAUCAAGUAUUUAGAACAGACCUGAUCACUGCCAUGAAGCUGCCUGAUUCCUACCAGCUGAACCCGGAUGAGUACUAUGUGCUGGCAGACCCUUGGAGACAGGAAUGGGAGAAAGGAGUUCAGGUGCCAGUCAGUCCGGGGACCAUUCCAGAGCCAGUAGCCAGGGUUGUAUCUGAGACAAAAGCAGUCAUAUUUACAAGACCUCGGAAGUACAUCCUUUCUUCGGGUUCUGAGCCCCCUGAGCUUGGCUACGUCGACAUUCGGACCUUGGCAGAGAGCGUCUGUCGCUAUGACCUUAAUUUCAUGGACGUAGCAUGGUUGGAACUGGCUAAUGAAGAAUUCAAAGAGAUGGGGAUGCCUGAACUGGAUGAAUACACUAUGGAGAGAGUCAUGGAAGAAUUUGAACAGCGAUGCUAUGACAACAUGAAUCAUGCUAUCGAGACCGAGGAAGGGCUUGGAAUUGAGUAUGAUGAGGAUGUUGUCUGUGACGUUUGCCAGUCUCCAGAUGGUGAAGAUGGCAAUGAGAUGGUGUUCUGUGACAAAUGCAAUAUUUGCGUUCAUCAGGCAUGCUAUGGCAUCCUAAAAGUUCCAGAAGGCAGCUGGCUGUGCCGAACCUGUGCUCUUGGUGUUCAGCCCAAGUGUUUGUUGUGCCCCAAGAAAGGCGGAGCCAUGAAGCCAACUCGUAGUGGGACUAAGUGGGUCCAUGUUAGCUGUGCCCUCUGGAUUCCUGAGGUGAGCAUUGGCAGCCCAGAAAAGAUGGAGCCCAUCACAAAGGUCUCCCAUAUUCCCAGCAGCAGAUGGGCCCUGGUGUGCAGUCUUUGUAACGAGAAGGUUGGGGCAUCCAUACAGUGUUCAGUGAAAAACUGCCGCACAGCCUUCCAUGUCACUUGUGCGUUUGACCGUGGCUUGGAGAUGAAGACCAUUCUGGCCGACAAUGAUGAAGUCAAGUUCAAGUCUUAUUGCCCCAAGCACAGCUCCACCAAGAAGUCAGAUGAGGAAAACCUCAGCGAAUUCACCAGCCAGGAAAAUGAGAACGGGGCACAGGACAGUUCCCCUCCUGCUCACCUAGAACCUUUUGACAGCAUGGAUCAAAACCAGGAGGAGGCCCACAGGGUCAGCGUUCGCAAGCAGAAGCUUCAGCAACUGGAAGAUGAGUUCUAUGCCUUUGUCAACGCCUCGGAAGUGGCCAAGGCCCUGCAGCUUCCCGAGGACUCUGUAGAAUUUAUGUACCAGUACUGGAAGUUGAAGCGGAAAUCAAACUUCAACAAACCUUUGAUCACCCCAAAGAAAGAUGAAGAGGACAAUCUGGCCAAACGGGAGCAGGAUGUUCUGUUCAGGCGGCUACAGCUUUUCACCCACCUCCGGCAGGAUUUGGAGAGGGUACGAAACCUCACAUAUAUGGUGACCCGACGGGAAAAAAUUAAAAGAUCUGUUUGCAAAGUCCAGGAACAGAUAUUCAAUCUCUAUACAAAUCUUGUGGAGCAUGAAAGAGCUUCAGGCAUGCCUUCCUCCUCCUCCUCUAUGGAAAAUAUAAUGCUCUUCAACAGUACACCACUGGGCCCAGAUGCACCUCAGAUAGAGGAUUUGAAAUGGCACUCAGCUUUCUUCAGAAAGCAAAUGGGCAUGUCAUUGAGUCACUCUUUGAAAAAAACACAGAAGAGAGAGCGGAUGAGGAGGAGCUCUGGGCACGAUGACAAAUCUUUACUCAAGCAGCCCAGCCAAAGGGAAGGCUUUGCAACUCCCAGUAGCUUUUUCAGUUUUGAAAAGACCUUUGCAGAAGCACAAAUUGGAUCAGCACAACAGAAGAAUGGAGUUGUUAUAGCAGACCACAGGAAGAGAAGAGACAAUCAUUCCCAUUGUGAUGUGAUGAAGGUAGGACUGAAAGAGAAACCUUCUAAACACAACCACAAACCCUUGAGAUCCAACGAACUGUCUCAGAGGCAGUUAGAAAACAAAAGGGCUGUGAACCACCCGAGUGGCAGGUCAGCGCCCGGAACCCGGAGGGAUAUAGUGCCUAAAUGCAAUGGAUCUUUUUUCAAAAUAAACUAUAAUCCAACUCCGGUUAAAGUGCCUACGACACCCAGAAGCCCUGUGAAAAACUGGGGAGGAUUUCGAAUUCCAAAGAAAGGAGAAAGACAACAGCAGGGAGAAGGGCAAGAAGAGAUGUGCCGCCAAAACUCUAACUAUCCUUACUCGGGCCUGGGUCGAGUUUCCCCUAAAGAUAGGGCCAAAAGCAACCUAAAGGUGGACAGCGAGAAUGACGGGUACGCCCCUGAUGCUGAGAUGAGCGAUUCAGAAACUGAGAUGGCUGAGAAGAAAUGCAGGCAACAAAGGCUCAGUUCAAAUAGCACUAUUCCUAGGAGGACAGACAUCAUUAGGAGAAGCAUCCUUGCCUCCUGACUAGAGAGUGAGACACAAUAGCAGGACUGGAGUCAGUGAAGCCCCAGCCUGGAAAAAUUAUCCACUCUGCAUUAUUUAUUGGUGUGACAAGGAAGGGGGGUCCUUACACAUGGCUACAAUAUAAGCCAACAGUGAGCCUGUUUUUUCCGGGCUGUAGAAAUAUGUUUACGUGCACUUGACUAAGAGUUUGUCCUCCACCCGUCAUGUCCGUGAGAUUACAACCUUCUUUAUUUGCAACUUUCCUGAAGAAAUCACCUGAGAAGAUGACCUUGCUAUGCCAAUUGCUCAAUAAGAUGAAUACAAAUUAAAAGAUGAAAUAAAUGGGGGGUAGAUUCAGAUGGGGAAACCGAUUUAGGUGGAUAGCACUGAGGAUUUUCCUCUGUCUCUGAAAAGCACAAGCUGUUAGUACACAAGGAUAAUUUACAAUGGUGGUUAUAAUCACCCUGCACCGCAUCGUCCACUCUAAAUUGUCACUUUCGUGAUGCUGUGCUAGGACUAAGCCCUAGUAGUCUGCAAUUUUUGUUGUUUUAGAAUUCAGGGUGGUGGUGGGUUUUUUGGCAGCUUUACGAACCCCGGAAGAGUUUUCACAAAAGCCCAUCAAGCAGGUAAGAAGAAUUUACCAUGACUACUAAGAUACCUGAAGGGAUAGAACCAAGCUGACCAAUUGUGAAAACAGUAGCAGCACAGUGCUGUUCUGAAGGAACUCAGACUAAGAGUAUGAAAACUACCCAGCUCCUCAAAUUUGGAGAGUAUGUCUUAAAGUACUUUUUAUCUUGUUCUGAGAAGGCAGGCAGAUUUGUAGCCUGCUAUAUUCUGCUGGCACUGCCCAUCCAAAAUAUGAUGACAAUUCAAGUGGGAAAGACUCAGUGCGUCUACACUGCAAAUAGUAUAUAGUUUUUGCUGUCAUGGUUCCCCUCCUUCCUUGUCUGCUCCCCACCCCACCCUGAGAAUUAUAACUCUCUGAUGGGCAACAGAUUUUUCAAUAACUCAUUCUCAGCAUCUCAUCACACAAUUCCCAGGUUUUUGGGGAGAAGCCAUGACAGGUAAACAGGCUGAAAAUUUGCUAUGAAGAUAUGCCCAUGUUUCUAAAGGCACUAGUCAGCAGCCUUUCCCAAUGUGCACUAAUGGUAUGUGUUGGGAUAUGCAAUUUUCUGACACACAAGGGUUACUUUAAAUAAAAAGAGAAGGAUGUAAUAAAUAUAUAUAUAUUUUGAAUACAAUGGAAAGGCAAUAAGAUGUGAGUAGCGCUUUACAUUCAAGCCAAUUUAACAACAUGAUUUUAUGAUAAGGAUUCGAUUUGACCAUGGAGGGGCUUGUGUUCUGAUUACAUCAUUUUAAGAAUUGCAAUAACUAAUGAGAGUAAGCCAUCAGCAAUAAGAUGAACAGAUCGUUCAGAGUCUUUUUUCUUUUUUUUUGCACCCAUAGAGUGUGUGUCUCUAUCGCGAGUGCAUCUAUAAUACACAUAACGUAGUUUUAGGCUGCAGUAACUUUGGGGACUGAACUUUGAUGUAAAAUCAGACAUAACCUAGUUAUAAGAAAGUUUAAGCAGCUGUAGGUGUUUUUUUAAAAAUAAAAAUGGACAGCCCUCCCCCCAGUCCAUCAGCAGAGGUAUUUAGCUACUUCACUUGCAAGAAGUGGGUUUACAACUAUGAAAGAAAUGUUGAAGCCUUGCAAUUUGACUUGAGUCUUCCAGGGGUUUCAACAGAGAACUGGAUUGCUGCUGUUCCAUCUUGCUAUGCAAGUCACUGAAUGAUCAAAAAACUGCUUGGGGAGGUUGACACAGUACAUGUUCCUUACAUGCAAGCAGCCCUGGCCUUCUCCACUUGGAAAAAUGUAAUGUGUGUACCUGUGAAUCAGAUAUAUUUAGUAGGAGUUUGCAUGAUGUAUUUUGGGAACCAGCCCUCAGAAAUCAUUCCUAUUUGCUUCUGGAACAGAGGUCAUAAUCCUAAAAUAAACUAAAACAAAUAAACUCUUUAAGAUUUAGAAAUUAGUUGUGGGCUUACAUCAUCUCCAUUUACUCUUGGCUCCUCUCAGCUUCUUGUUUGGCACUGCCCAUAUUUACAAUAUUGCUUGUACUAGAAUCAGAAACCACACUUGCAAGUGGGGCUUCCAAAUCUAGUUUGGAGGGCAUAUUUCAGAUGUUAAAGCAAACUGGUUUGUGCUUAAACAGGUAGCUGAAAGGGGAUCCAUGUGUGGGAGGGAAGGGAAAUGUGCAACUUUGUGGUUUGUACAUGAUUUUACAAACAAAUGUUUGGAGGCGCACCUGAAGUGAGCCUUAAUGUAAGAGCCAGCUGCUGUUUGCACGCUGGAGUUUUGGCGCAUGCAUAGAACUUCACACAGGUAGGGGCUAUUGCAAGUGCUUAACCAGAGGAAUUCUCCAGAAGUGAAGUAAAUAGAACAAGUCCCUCCUGCACACCUCUAUUCUCAGUGUACUCCAUGCCUAGCUUUGGAUCAGAAUAAGAUUAAGACACUGAGGCCUUGAUUCUUAACAUGAUCAAGAUAGUGACAACAGAUUAGGAUACUGGAAAUGAAAAAAUAGUGAUAUGAAAGAUGUAGUUUUAUAAGGCUUUAUUGCUUCUGAUUAAACUACUCAUAUCUUAUAGGUAUGUUGACCAGGUUUGCUGCUUUAAAAGCAGACAUGUUCUUGUUAAAAUAUGGGAAAAGAGGGACAUGAUUAAUUUACUUUUCAAUACAGUAAGUGUUUUGGGUGAGGGUUGAGUGAAAUAUUAUCAGUUAGCCUGCCCUGUAAGGGUGUUGUUGUUCAUCAAGCCAUAGAAGGAAUAAAAUAAAUUUGAUUAUAAGUAAACAUUAUUCAAUGUUAUGACUUAUUUUGAAAGAAAUAUCAUAACAUUUGCACUAUUAGGAAUGAUAGCAUUUGUGCAGAACAAUGCCUUACCUGUUUUGCUCCCCACCAUGUUUAGGUUAAUAAGCUUUCUGAUUUUGAAUAAUGCUGAACCAAAAAUUAAGAAAAACAAAAGAGAAAAAUAAAUUGUGCUUUCCCCCAUAGCUGCAGAAAUAUGGGAAAACAUCAGUAUGACCAACUGUACAAGUUCCAUGCUACUCUAAGCACUCAGUAAAAUAAAAAUAAAAUAAAGCAGUAAUCCUUACCUACUACUGCAUUCAUUUUGUUAAUAUGGAAACAGCUGUUAUUUCUUGUUAGGUGUCACCUUUUUCUUUAUGCAGAAUGCCCAAGACAUUUCUUGAUUUUGAUUGGUGUACUACAUUGAAAUGUAGGCUUAAUAAACCCUUCUGUAAUGACCUGGAAUGCUAUCUAUUAGGUUUUGGGGAUGGACACACACACACACACUCCCUAAAUGAAUGGAACGUUAUACAUGUCUCAUGUGUACAAAUAUUAUUUAAAAAAACUUUUAAAAACUUUCAUUGCUACAUUUGUAAAACCCUGUACAGAGGAUUUUUCACUAUGUGCCUAGCUUUGGUGUCCAUUUUGCUCAAAUUUGAAAACAGGUGCAUGAUGACAAAAAAAGAUAGAAUCAGAAAUAAAGUAUAUGUAGAGAUGACUAUUUUAUAUUACAUGGCCCAAUCCUGUAUUUAUUUUCCUCCCUUUUUGAAGUAUUUAUAAAGACCUAGUUGAAGAUGGCUGUAUUUUUUUGUUAAAAUAUUUAGUAGAAUUGUGCCUUUGUCUGUAUGUGAAUAAAUGCUGUACAUUUUGCAAUACA